GGGUAAUUUAUUUCACAAGUCAGUGGGGAUCUCACCCCUCUCUGUUCUCCAUUAUCAUCCUGGGAUUCUGCAACUGCGAUGGGCCAGUGUGGUUCGUCGGAGAGUCAUAAAGGCGCGAAAUCCAGCGGAGGUAAAGGCAGAGGCAGAGGAGCUGUUGGGGAGUCGUUCAGAAGACCAUCGGCGAUUAUGGUGAUGGAUCUGGAGGGUGGAUUUAAAGAGUUGAAGCAGCCAGUGACGGCAAGCUCUGUGAUCGCCGACAAUCCGAAUUGCUUCUUGUGCGAUUCUGAAUCGAUAUACCUGGGGACGUGUCUCCCGCCGGUUCCAGAGGAGGAGCUGCUUAGACCCGGCCAAAUCUACUUCCUCGUCCCACUCUCUCAAGCGCAUCAACCUCUGUCCCUCUCUACUCUCUGUGAUCUUGCCAUCAAAGCCUCCUCUGCUCUUCCCUGACUUUGUUUAUGCCUUUCCCUCCGAUCACCGCCUCCGUGCGUGGUAAUGUUUUCCUGUAAAGUUCAAUUCAUUUAUUAUUGUUCUCUCUCUUACUGGCAACCUCUUCCUUCCUCUCACCAAUUUCUCUGUAUCGAAAAUGGUACUUAUGGGUUCGCGUUUACGAUCUCUGGCAUUAUUAUGGCCGUACUUCUGAUCAUGUAUUGCCGAACUUUUAACAGAAACUGUUUAUAUCAUAUAAGAAUGAUGAUAAUGAACGCAUCAAAAUGAAAGUAGUUAUUAUUUGUGUUGAUAA
Messenger RNA from Neltuma alba, 739 nucleotides. RefSeq lists its product as uncharacterized. The transcript has a single exon. The record is from RefSeq and is a predicted model, not a curated record. Bases 79 to 447 code for a protein of 122 amino acids. NCBI's taxonomy places the organism in Eukaryota, Viridiplantae, Streptophyta, Magnoliopsida, Fabales, Fabaceae.